This is a messenger RNA of Lodderomyces jiufengensis, 1272 nucleotides long. RefSeq names its product RNA exonuclease (gene REX3). Lineage: Eukaryota; Fungi; Ascomycota; Pichiomycetes; Serinales; Debaryomycetaceae. Gene Ontology annotation, cellular component: nucleus. The transcript has a single exon. Bases 1 to 1272 code for a protein of 423 amino acids. The record is from RefSeq and is a predicted model, not a curated record. Gene Ontology annotation, molecular function: nucleic acid binding; exonuclease activity.
AUGGGAUUUAAUAUUAAAAAUAUAGAUGGGAAAUAUAUCAAAUCAUCUCACAAGAAGGUUGAUGAGUCAAACUCACUCAAAAGACCCUUAGAUAACAAGAAUUUUGAUCAAGAUAAAAGGCCCAAAACUACAAGUACUUCAACAGUCAACUCAAAUUCACAGUUAAAAGAUGUUUUACAUAUACUACCGAAAACUGUCAAUAACUCACCAGCACCACUACCAGAUAGAAAAAAAUUCAUAGAAAGAAUCGCAAGUAUAAUGUUGAAGAAGGAUCCGUCAAUUCAAACACCAAAACUAAAAGCAAUUGAAUUUGAAUAUGACAUCGCUAAAAAUUCCACGAUAAGAACGUAUUCUUCGACAUUAAGAAAUGCAGUAUAUAAAUUGGAGCAUCCAGAAAAAUUUGAUAAAAAUAAUGGAAAAAAUAAUCUAAGUAGUGAAGAAGAAUUGAGAAUACUAAAAUCAAUGAUUAUACCAAGAGAUAAGUUACAAAAAUUUGGAUAUAUUAUAAAACCACCAACGUCAAAACCUAACACCAACUUAACUAGAAUAUGUAGUAGAUGUGGAACAGAAUUCAAAUUAAGUCAACAACUAGAUAAAAUUAAAUGUCUAUUUCAUCAUGGGAAAUUACGUCGUAAAGUUGGAGAAAAACUGAGGUAUUAUGAUUGUUGUAUGGCUCCUCAAGAUAGUCAAACUCCAUGUGAAAGUUCAGAUCAUCAUGUAUAUCAAGUCACACUACCGGAAGAAAAACAAUCAUUACUCCCUUAUAGAUAUACAACUGAAAUAUUCAGAAGUAAAGCACAAUUUCAAGUUCUUGGUAUAGAUUGUGAAAUGGGGUUCACCACAAAGGGAUUUGAGUUGAUGAGAAUUACAGCGGUUGAUUAUUUUACAUUAAAAACUGUUUUAGACAUAUAUGUUUUACCAUUUGGUGAAGUUGUUGAUUUAAAUACAAGAUAUUCAGGAAUAUCCAAAAUUGAUGAAAAAUUUAUAAAUUUUAAUGAACUGAUGCAAAAAUUAGGAGAAAUUAUGGAUCAAAAUACAAUUCUAAUAGGUCAUGGACUAGAAAAUGAUAUGAACUCAAUGAGAUUGAUUCAUAAUAAUAUCAUAGAUACUUCAAUAUUAUACCCCAAAUUCGAAACAAGUGCUACAUUUAGAUGGAGUUUAAAAGAUUUAGCUUUUAAGUACCUUAGUAAAAAUAUUCAAAUCGGAGAGCAUGAUAGUGCAGAGGAUUCAAUUGCUGCAAUAGAAAUUGUAAAAUUUCAUAUUAAAAAAUAA